Messenger RNA from Aedes aegypti (yellow fever mosquito), 4980 nucleotides. RefSeq names its product RB1-inducible coiled-coil protein 1 (gene Atg17). Gene Ontology annotation, cellular component: extrinsic component of membrane; phagophore assembly site membrane; Atg1/ULK1 kinase complex. The record is from RefSeq and is a predicted model, not a curated record. Gene Ontology annotation, molecular function: molecular adaptor activity; protein kinase binding. Gene Ontology annotation, biological process: positive regulation of protein phosphorylation; autophagy of mitochondrion; piecemeal microautophagy of the nucleus. The coding region runs from base 834 to 4955 and encodes 1373 amino acids. Lineage: Eukaryota; Metazoa; Arthropoda; Insecta; Diptera; Culicidae. The transcript is spliced from 15 exons.
GUGAACAAAGAAAGACAACACAUUCGAUCGCGUGUGAGCUAUGGAUGGCUGAAACUGCAAACAGUGAAAUUCUUGGUGGUGUAGGAGGACUGGGUAUUUACAAGCUUAGUGAUUAGCUAGAAGCACGAGUAAAAACAAAAAUCCAGUGGUCGGGUGUUGAUGAAAACGGCGUGGCGGUACGACAACUUCGAUUUCCCUUUCGCUGAUGCCAGGGCUGAUGAGAUGUAAAAUAAUAAUUGUAUCAUCGGAGGUUGAGGUGAUUGACGUCUGGAGAUGUGCAUAGUAUACAUGCAUACGAACAGCUAGAGCGAAGCCGGAGAGUAAAAUUCUAGAGGAAACAACCUCGAGCGAGGUCACACGGAACUGCUGUACGCCAUGCUUCACUAGUAGCGCACGCUUGCAAACACCACAGUCGUAACGAUAAUAGAGGAUAAGCCUAUAAAUAAUCAUACACAUUCGUGUGUUUCUGUAUGACUGCAUUGUAUAUAUAGUGAUAAUGUGAGACUUAGCUAAAGGAAAGAAUCUUAAGAUCUGCUUUCAACGUUAACUGCUGCCGCUUAUCGUGCUGGACGACAGGUAGCUGGUCGAUGCUACAUUCGAGAUAGAACCCUGUCUCCCAGUUCCGACAAACGGUUUCCUAUGAAUCGAUGAGCCUUGCCUAAUGCAGAGCGAAGAGUGAACAACCAGUGUCUCGGCGGUACGACUGACAUCAUUCCGCAACCGAAAUUCAAGCGCAAUAGAUGUCGCUGAAUACUCUAUGGUAGCCAUCGUAUUUUCGGCUAAUUAGUUCCACCCCUUUUUGCAAAAGAAAAGUCACACGACUAGUUGCAACCAUGCUGUACGUUUUCCAUGUCGACAUUGGUCGGAUGCUCAAUUUUGAGAUGAGCAAAGCUUUCGAGAACGUGCGCUCUUUAAAGGAAACAAUAGAACGGCACUAUGGAAUCCCGAGCAAUAGCAUUGUGCUUCUGGGCAGUGGCGGGGAACAGCUGCAGGACCACAAUCGUGUGUGCAAUUAUACAGCCGGGACGGAUACCAACCCGAUAUACAUGUUCAGCACCUGCACAACGGAGGCCAGAAAUCAACCUCCAUGGCCUAGUAUAGACACUGAUAACGACCUAAACGCUCAGGUGGAAAAUAGCCUAAAGCUGCCAGCCACCUAUGGUACGGUUGUGACGAGAGCCGCACUAGCUCAAAAGAUGUACGAAAUGGCCAAAGAGGAGGCUAAGACUUGCGAAACGUUAGUCCACGAGCAGCACUUACAGCAGCAAGGCUGGGCGGCAGUCGUUGCCAACAUGGAAGACGUGGUGCAGGAGUUCCAGGAGAGGGUGACCGAUUUCUUCCGGCGGUACGAAGAACACCAACAGCGAUCCAAGGAUCACGUGGACAUGUUAGAAACAUUCGAUGAAGAUCUAAGGCAACUUUCGGCCAUUCCAAUUCUGCCCAAUUUGAUGGACAACGCAGAAUUGCGACCCUUCGGAGCCUUCAACGAGAUGUACGCUGAUGUUUGUAAUACAGCAACUAGCACGUCAUCGGGCAGUGUCAAAACAAGUGGCAAUCAGUCUAGCGCCGGAAGCGAAAAAAUGGAGGCUUGCACCAGCAAUACGUAUAGUGGAGACGGAACGAAUGACACCAUUGCUGUCUCUGAGCCUAAUGAGACUACGAUUUCCGAGAACGAUAGAAUCGGAAUUUCCUUGCUGGAUUGGAUUUCGGCAGACAAGGGUCAAAAUGCACUGAAACGUUUGGCCGCCGAAUGUAACCGUGGAUUGGAUCAGUUAGAAGAGACCAACAUGAAAACCCUGAAAGACAACGUCAACAAAUCUGUAGGAUUUUUUCAGAGGGAAGAUAUGAAAGAAAUUAAAGGGCUAGAAAGGCGACUGUAUGACUUAGAACGUAAAAUGGUUGAUGUCAGAAAAUUGGUUCAGGAACAAAAUGAGCUUGCACAGUCAAUCCAGCAGAAUCAAAACCGCGCUAGUACCCUGGGAGAUACGUCGAUACUGCCGGAUCUGUGUGCGUCGCAUCAAGGCCAACUGAAGGUAAUUCUAAAAAACCAGAAGGAACUGCAUGAAAUUCGACGGCAGUGUGCUAAAUCAAAAGAAGAAUUAGGAAAAAAUCUGUAUAUUCGGCUUAGACAUUGCAUAAUACCCGUGCAAACAAGAGUGUACGAAUUAGACAAUAGUCUACUAUUCUAUCAUACCUCUCUGAAGCGUCUACAGAGACAUUUGGGAAUCAUAGAGCAGAUUCAUAUGGCGCCCAGCAUGUACGUUGGUGCCGUAACGGAAGUGGUUCGUCGAAGAAUAUUUUCCAGUUCAUUCCUACGAUGGGCUUCCGAUUUAGCUUGCCGUCUAAUGGCGAUAUACAACGAAGAAGUCAUGCGGCGGCACGAUUUUGCCUCGCAGUUCGAGGGCCACUUUCUAAGUACGUUGUUUCCCGGGAUGGACGAUUUGCCACCGCCCUUCGCAAUUCAAGCGCCCUCAAUUUUUGAUUCUAGUCUACCGGCGUUGAAUGAGCAAGAUCUGAAAGAACUUGCCCGAUUUUUACCCGAGCUAACGGAAAAGAUCCAACUACCGAAUAUAGAUUCUGUGAUAGACUUCUUUUCAUCUAGAUUGGUGGAUGGUAAUCAAAGCAAGAGCAGCGGGCUGCAAGAGUUCCGAACGGACAUGGGUGAGGUUAUAAGUGGUUCGGGUAGAUCGGGCAAUGAGGAUAAAACAACGGAUUCGGCUAAUAAUGCACAAUUGCCCAUAAGAGAGGGUUGCGAGUCUGAAACUGACACGGAAGAGUUCGAAAAAGUAGGCCAAAGCCCAAUUGAUCGCCGGAGGAAACUACGUUCGAAAGUGGAAACUUGCAGCUUGGGUACAUCGACCGAACAAGUGCUGCAAGCUAGCGCAGAAACACUGACAGAGGAAAAUCUUGGCACCACGCGUCUGGAGGUUGAGCAGCUGAAAACCACCUUGCGAAAUGUGUACCAGCUUUCCCAAUCUUCGAUCUCAUUUCUGCGGGAACAGUUAUCCGCCCUUAAGUCCGAAACUGCUGCUCGUCAAGUAGAUUUUCGCAGCAAACUUGAGGCCAUCAAUAAAUGUUGGACGGACCUGCAGGACGAAGCCCGCAACCGAGAACGGGAAACGAUACAGCGCAUGACCGUGGAUCACGAGCUGGAGAUGAAUGAUCUGCGGAAAAGCAUCCAUCUGAAGGACGAUGAAAUCCAAUCUCUUCGAUCAGAUAACGCCACGAUAAAGUCCAGUCACAUUGACACGGUAUCCAAGUAUGAAAGUGAGAAGAAGGAACUGAACAACAAAAUUGAUCAAAUGAAGGAAGUGGUUAGCAAACUAGAAAAGCAACUGGCUGAUGUCGACGUGGACAAAAAGAAAGCGAUUCAGGAAGCCGUAGAGCAACUAGAACAUAAGCACAAAACUGAGAUCGAAUCAUUACGAUGUAGAUACAAGUUAAUGACAAGCAUGGAUAGAUCUCCAUCGGACACCAGCUUGGAGAAAAUUGAGAAGCCUGACAUGAUUGAUAUUGUCAUCCAUGAUCAGUUGCUAGCACAGGCUAGAGAAGACUUUAAUCGCGAAAAGGAACGUGCAAUCAAGGCAGCAAUUGAAGAAGAACGACAACGAUGGGAGUCUGUACAAACGCUGAAACCGCAAUCCCGUUCAAUGGCUAGUUCACCAGGUACACCUACGGGGAGCUCUGACAUUUAUAGGAGGAUCCUUGAGGAAAAAGAACGACAGCUAGAUGAACUAAGGGACAAGGAAACACUUUUGUUAAGAGAAAAUCAACGAUACAAAGAGACUAUUCAAUCUCUGACGGACCCAGAACUGUGUUCUAACCAAUCAAAUUUCAAAGACCGAAUCGAAGCACUAGAGAAGGAGAAGCAACAGUUGACAAAAGAACUAGAGAAACAGCAUAAUAGAACCGCCAGUGGCGGAGUGUCCAUCCAGUCCUGUGCUAAAGGAGACCUUGUGAUGUUUGUCUACAAUGCUACUUAUGAUCAGUACACCAUUGUACAGAAUGCACCGGUGUUGUAUUUUCUUCAUGCUGAUAGUUACGCAGCUUUUAGCCUCUCACAACUGGUACCGGGCAUAGUACCAAGGAUAAUCCAUUGCAUAGGCACAGUGGUAGACAAAGAAUACUGUCAUGCUCGCAAGGAUGAAAAUCGGUACAAAGUGUCUCGUGGUACGCGUUUCUAUCGCGUAAAAGUGAAACCAGUGCCUAGUAGUAGUGGAAGUGGCACGAGUACCAGCAGUAGUACAUCGAAGAGUGUCGACCCAGAUAAGCACUCUCAAAAGAAAGAACGAAGUAAACCUUCUGAACUGAGCCGCUCUUCGUCGACGAUUACAGAUCAGAGCACGACGGCUGGUACCCCAGGACUUCUGAUCGAUUCGUUCGCACAAACCGAACAAAUUAUCUCCCCUUUGAUGGAAGAUUCUGCGAUCAAGAGUAGCACUAGUCGAGAUAUGAUUGACUCGGGUGUCGUUGAGCAGCAGAAAAGCACCUAUAAAGAACGAAACAUCAGUGUAACUGACGACGAGGACGUGGUAUACAGUGCGAGUGGCAGUUUGGACGACGGAGAUCAUCAGCAACAACGACUCCGCUAUGAAAGUGUCUGUGAGGAAGAACACGAUAAUCCAUCGGAUCCGUCACAGCAGGAUAGCAACAAUAGUAAUACGACGGCAGCAACACAGCACAAUCAAUGCCCAACCAUUGCCGAAGUAACUGAUGUAGUUGAUGGUGUUAUGUUGAACACCAGCACCGGUAGUAUUGUAGUGGACAUUCCCGCCGCCCCGACUGGACUGGUCAAUGUUGGCUUCCGUGGCACUGCGGAGGACAUCAGUGGUGCAAUGGCCAUGUUGUCGGUAGUAGCUUCCAGUGAUCCCCUGUCAGACGACGUGAGCGACUCGGCUGAAUCGGAAUAUCGUUCACUUGAGACCAAGGACGACGAUAGUGAUAAUCUCAACUAAUACACUGAUAUCUUGUUAGAAGAGA